This is a messenger RNA of Cladocopium goreaui, 1416 nucleotides long. The record is from the annotation of a GenBank genome assembly. NCBI's taxonomy places the organism in Eukaryota, Dinophyceae, Suessiales, Symbiodiniaceae.
AUGGCCAAGACACCAAAGUCAUCCAAAGUGAGUUGUGGUUGGAUUUGCCGUAGCCGAAUCCUAGUCUUCCUGCUUUUGGUACAGGUGUUUUUGAUUUGUUGUUUCUUCGGGCUUCAUGGUGUGCUUCCACAUCACAAUGGAUGCUCCACUCCCAAAAGUACAGAGGGCUACAUGGUUCAGGAGCAGCAGCUCCAUCGAGAGGAUUUCUAUGUGGAGGUACACUGUGCUGAAGGAUAUCACGGUAGGGCCAAAGCUUUGCCCUGCUUGCAUUUGUCACAACCUUACAAGCUGACUGGAUGUCAUAAGGGCAUCGACAUCGAACACGUUCAUCGAGAGAAGAAGGAGAAAACGCCCAUCGUCACAGGUCCACCUGGGAAAUAUCACCUGGACCUUCGCUUGCCGGAGGACAUCCUAUCGCAAAAGUCUCUGAAGGAGCAGAAAGCGAUGUUCAAACAGUAUGGCUUCAACCUGAAAAAGAGUAAUGAGAUGGGCUUAGUCCGUCCCACGCGUGACCUGCGCAAUGCGCAGUGCCAGGCGCGGCAGUACCCGGAGGUCUCGGCGCUGCCGAAGGCUUCGGUCAUCAUCAUCUUUUUCAACGAAGCCUUGUCCACUCUGCUGCGCAACGUCAUGAUGGUCUUCAAUCUCACUCCAGAGGAACUUCUGGGAGAGGUUCUGCUGGUGGAUGACCACAGUGACCUGGAGGAGCUGAAACUGCUACCAGAGCACUUGGAACGUCUCAAGGGGAUAGUUCCUCCCGAGAAAGUGCGAUUGGUGCAUCGCGACAGCCACGACGGCAUCGUGGCGGCACGGAACUUGGGUGCCAAGGAAGCGAGGUUCCCGGUGAUUGUCAUCCUGGAUUCGCACGCUGAAGUCACAGUUGGAUGGUUGGAGCCUCUACUGGCCCGCAUCCAUGAGGACCGGAAGCGUGUGGUUGUGCCGAACAUUGUCGCCAUUGAUAUCCACAAUUUGGAUUUCUUAGGUGGCAACGGCGCGUGGCCCCCGGUGCGCGGCAUCUUCAAUUGGCGCCUGACCUUCAUCGGCGCUGCCGCCGACAUGGACAGCGAUCUACCCGAGAAGGAUGUUGACAAGAAGGCAUCAGUCUGGCGCUCUCCAGUGAUGCCUGGGGGGCUUUUCGCCAUGGACCGUGAGUACUACUGGGAACUUGGGGGCUAUGAUCCUGAGAUCCGCUACUAUGGUGCCGAGCAUGUGGAGAUGUCCUUUCGCAUUUGGAUGUGCGGUGGAACUUUGGAGGUCAACCCAUGCUCCAACAUUGGACACAUCUAUCGUGAGUUUGACCGUUUCGGGGUGGACCGUCAACUGAAGAGUGACAUCGGAAAGGUCUUGGAUCGCAACGAUGCCCGAGUGGCAGAUGUUGGGACGAAUACGAAGAACUGUUCUUCAAAUAUAGAAACAUGA